AGCACCGCGCACAUGCAAGCCUGAGUUUAUUUUUUUCGCCUCCUCCAAAAAAAAAACAAUUGUAAAUUAGCCGCAAAAAGCAGAGGAAUUGUGUAUGAUAAUGAGCACUCCGGCGAAAAAUAACAACGGCACUGGCCUGGAGGACGUAAAUAUACCGGGCCAGGCUUACUUGCGCGAGGCUCUGACGUCCUGCACGGAUCCCCUGAAGGCCAUCGAGAGUUUUCAGCUUGAGAAUGGUGUUUUGCUGCCUUCAUUACGACCCAUGUUGCCUUUACUCGACUUGCAUGGAGUCCGCCGCUUGGAUUUCCAUACAUCCCUUAUGGAGGAACUACGGGACAAGUUGAUUGCCCACAUCAACGAAAUGGGCCAAAAGGAGCCGCGCGAGCGGGACAAGAAACUCAAGGAACUGCUCGUUAAAAGCUUCCCCGUCGUUCGGGUAAAAUCCCUGCGUCCCGUGGUCAUGGCGAUACUCAGGAACACCCAGCACAUCGAUGACAAAUACCUCAAAAUCCUCGUCCGGGAUCGUGAACUCUAUGCAGAUACAGAUACAGAAGUCAAGCGUCAGAUUUGGCGAGAUAACCAAUCAUUGUUUGGCGACGAGGUGUCCCCUCUGCUCUCCCAAUACAUUCGCGAAAAGGAGCACAUCCUUUUCGACCACACCAACCUGAAUAAUCUGUUCUUCCAGCCAACGCCCAAAGUGCGAAGGCAAGGAGAGGUGGUCCAAAAGUUGGCCAACAUGAUUGGAACCAGUGUCAAGCUGUACGAUAUGGUGCUGCAGUUCCUGCGCACUCUUUUUCUCCGCACCCGCAAUGUCCACUAUUGCACCUUACGUGCGGAGCUGCUGAUGGCCUUACACGAUCUCGAGGUGCAGGAAAUCAUCUCCAUAGAUCCCUGUCACAAGUUCACCUGGUGUCUGGACGCCUGCAUAAGAGAGAAAAAUGUAGAUAUCAAGCGUUCCAGGGAGCUGCAGGGAUUCCUGGACAACAUUAAACGCGGGCAGGAGCAAGUUUUGGGUGAUCUCUCCAUGACACUCUGCGAUCCGUAUGCCAUCAACUUUCUGGCCACCUCGGCCAUCAAGAUACUGCAUCAUCUGAUUAACAACGAAGGCAUGCCGCGUGAUAAUCAGAUACUCAUCCUUUUGCUUAGGAUGCUGGCCUUGGGCUUGAGUGCCUGGGUGAUGAUUGAUUCGCAGGACUUUAAGGAGCCGAAACUGGACUGCCAGGUGGUCACCAAGUUUCUACCCGCUCUCAUGUCGCUGAUGGUGGACGAUCAGUGCCGCAGUUUGCACGCCAAGCUGCCGCCAGAUGAGCGAGAGUCCGCUCUGACCACAAUCGAGCAUUCUGGGCCGGCACCGGAUGCCGUGGAGGCGUACAUCCAGGAGAGUUCGGUGGCCAGCAUACUGGCCAUGUACUAUACGCUGCACACGGCACGGCUGAAGGAUCGUGUUGGUGUACUCCGCGUCCUGGCUAUUUUGUCCGCUUGUAAGGACGACCGGGCGUACGAGGAUCCUUUCCUGCACUCACUGAUUGCUUUGCUCAUCCCCAUGAGCGAGGAGUUCUCUACCGAGGACUUCUGCACUACGCUCUUCGAUGAGUUCAUAUUUGCUGGACUGACGCGCGAGAAUGUUACCUCGCGGCACAUGCUGAAACUGUUGUGGUAUGUGCACAACAAACUGCCUUCGGGUCGUCUGGCCACCUUGAUGAAGGCCAUGCAACCGACGACGGCCCACAAUGAGCACAUCCACAAGCUGUACGAAACGCUGCAGGAGAGGAUUGGCACUGGGGCGGCGGAGACACCGGUCAUCGAGGCGCCGCCCAUGGAAUUCGAUUCGCCGCUGAAGAGUGUGCCAACGCCAGGGCCCCAUUAUAAUGUCCAAUAGCUAGAGGCACCGGCAGUCGCAACGCCAGCGGCUGUCGUCGGAUGAUGAUUGUUGUUAAUGACGACCGGAGGAGGCCCGAGAUUUGGGCGCCUUGGCACUUCUAAGCAGCCGGCGGGAUGGCAAUCCCAAUUUAGCACACAUGCGCAAAUCAUAAUUAUACUGUUUAGAUUAGGCAGAAAGUUCUGCGACCGAGCAAUCGGAUAUAGUUUACAUAUUUACAAAUGUAUCGCUUUGUUAGCAGGCAAUCAAUUUGUUGUCGCUGGCUAUUAUAUAUUAUAUAUUACUGUUACGCUAGUGUAACGAUCGAUUCUAGUACACAAUAUAGAGUACAAAUCUAAA
Messenger RNA from Drosophila ficusphila, 2218 nucleotides. RefSeq names its product negative elongation factor B (gene NELF-B). Gene Ontology annotation, biological process: negative regulation of transcription elongation by RNA polymerase II. The record is from RefSeq and is a predicted model, not a curated record. Gene Ontology annotation, cellular component: nucleus; NELF complex. Bases 95 to 1879 code for a protein of 594 amino acids. NCBI's taxonomy places the organism in Eukaryota, Metazoa, Arthropoda, Insecta, Diptera, Drosophilidae. The transcript has 3 exons.